Molecule: messenger RNA, 1152 nt
Organism: Lachancea sp. 'fantastica'
Lineage: Eukaryota; Fungi; Ascomycota; Saccharomycetes; Saccharomycetales; Saccharomycetaceae
Source: the annotation of a GenBank genome assembly
AUGUCAUUGGACUUUAGCACCACGUUGAGACCCACCAAGACACUCGGGCUGGGUAUUUGGGAUGUACAGCUAGACAGACGAGACGAGUCCAGCUCGCAAAGUCAAAGUUUUAGGACUUCCACAGCGUCAUCUACAGGCUCAGGUUGCGUUACCUGCUCAGGAACACCGGCAUGUCCUGUGUGUGCUGAAGACGAACAAUGUGCGCUUUCGCUGCAGCGAUGCGACCAGUGUGCUCAAACGUACUGUGCAAAGAAAAACGGAGCGCUGGGGUCUGGUUCUAGUUCGUCGCCUUCGUCAAGUGCGGCAGUUGCAGGUGGAUCCAGUUCCAAAUCCUCUAAUUCUGGGAAAGUCGGUGGAAUCGUGGGUGGUGUGGUUGGUGGUGUAGGUCUGAUCGUGGUGUUGUUAUUGCUUUACCUGUACCUCAAGUUCUGGCGUAAAAAUCGUACGCGCAACAAGGAGGUUCUGGUGGCCCACGAACAUUACGGCGAUGAUUUCGAGGAUGGCAGAGGCCCGUCUGGCAACUCUCGGUCCAACUCAUACAUUCAGGAGCGUGACUCUUUGUAUCAGCCCCGAAACCGAAGUUCUGCUGCCACUCAAAUCACUAAGGCCUCCAACAUAUUGCCUAUUGCAUACAUCCCGGGUGUCACCGCUGGCGGUCGCAGCCAAAGUAAGCUACCGCCUUUACCACGCCAUCUACUGCGUAACGGCGAUACCAGGUCGCACAUCACAUUGGGCUCUUCUAUAUUAGGCGGUGACGAUGACAACGAUAUCGAAGCAGACGGCUUAGCGAGCUCUCAAAGAGAACAUGCCAAUGAAAGCACCCCUGAAGGCUCAAGAGACGCCUUGACUACGGCAAUUCGGGCCCGUCCAAAACUAGUGCAGAUCAACGAGGAAGAGGACGAGGAGCCCGUUGAAAAGGAGACCGAUUUUGGAGAUCAAGAACAUGUCUACAGAACGUCUGAAACACAUCGCGAAAACGAAAAAGAACCUUGGAUAACCACUGCAGUGGUCCCAUCAAGCUGUGAAAGCUCUCGCCAAGAAGACACACAUGGCGAUGAGCAUCGCGUCUCGAGCGAAGUUGGCGACGAUGAUGAUGAUGAUGACGACGGAGACGAUAGCGGUAGCUUCAUUCUAGACGUGGGGAUGGAAUAG